This is a messenger RNA of Arachis ipaensis, 725 nucleotides long. NCBI's taxonomy places the organism in Eukaryota, Viridiplantae, Streptophyta, Magnoliopsida, Fabales, Fabaceae. The record is from RefSeq and is a predicted model, not a curated record.
CAGCUCGAAUGUUGGUUGCUGGUGGCAGAGAGCUCUGGCAACUCACAGAACCCAGAGGCAGAGGCAGAACAGGGGAUAAAAAUGAGCAUUGACAUGGAUGAAUUGCUUCAGAACCAGAACAAUAUCCUCAGCAAGCUCCAACGACCUUCCCAGAGACAGCUACGGCGGCGCGGUGGUUUGGCGAUGACGCUACAGCCGUUGUCGAGCUCCGGCGUCAACAUUGGUGAUGUCUCUCAGUACUGUCGCAUUCUGUUCGGUGACGGCCAAUCCUCCUUCCCAGCGACGGCGUUCGAGCUCCCUUCCUCAGCGGCGGCUGAAGCUUCAUCAACGGCGACAAACCCUAGUAGCAGCGGCGGCAGGAGUGACUUCAACAGCAGCACCCAGGCGCAGUGGCGACGCAGUAGAAUGGUGACAGAUCGGCGGUGCAACACAGAGGCUCUUGGUUCGCAUUCCACUCUGCGGGCUCCACAGAGCAGCGAUGAGGGCGACGGUGGCGGCGCAAGAAUAGCAGCGACGCGUGGCUCGACAGCGGCGGCGAAGAGCAUGGCGGUACCUCAUCCUCCACUCUGCAUCGGCGUCGACGGCGUGUUCCCGGAUGGCGGCAGUGACGGCGGACAGUCCCCCACCCCUCCCUUCUCUUCUCCGUUCCCUUACUCCCCCUCUCUAAUUUCCCGUUUCUGAAAUUGUUACACUGAAGGGGUGAAAGGGGGUUGGGUGCGGCUGUG